AUGGCUUCAAGAGCUCAAGCAAUCACUGCCCUGGUUAUUUGCUUGAAUUUGCUAUCCUUCAGCAUGGUGAGCUGUAUCGGAAGUUGCUCCAUUGAUUACAAACUACUGAAACUUGGUACCGAUUACUGCUCCCUUCUUGCUCCUCUUACUAAUCGUGACGCUGCUAUUUGCCUUUGCGCUGCCGUCAACGCUCAUCUCUUCGGCAGUUUUACCGAUGCUCAUGUUUUCAUGGGCGGUUUGCUCACUGCUUGCGGCAAGACUCGUCCCGCUGCAUAUAUGAACUCAGAUGCAGCGGAUGGUUUGUUGUCAGCAGGAUGUUGCUGGCGGAAGGAGGUUGGCGACGGAAGUUGGCGGCGGCAGAGUGUUCUUCAUUAA
Messenger RNA from Mercurialis annua (annual mercury), 375 nucleotides. RefSeq names its product 14 kDa proline-rich protein DC2.15-like. Bases 1 to 375 code for a protein of 124 amino acids. The transcript has 2 exons. The record is from RefSeq and is a predicted model, not a curated record. Lineage: Eukaryota; Viridiplantae; Streptophyta; Magnoliopsida; Malpighiales; Euphorbiaceae.